Racocetra persica is the source of this 261-nucleotide messenger RNA. The record is from the annotation of a GenBank genome assembly. NCBI's taxonomy places the organism in Eukaryota, Fungi, Glomeromycota, Glomeromycetes, Diversisporales, Gigasporaceae.
AAGUUGUGGCAACAGUUUUAGCAUACUUAAAAAUUUCAAUCAAGCGUUACGUUGACGUUGUCUCUAUGACGAUAAUUCACACUUUUAUUGAUAAAUUUAGUGACCACGUUGAAGAAAAACUAAUGGAAGUUUUUAUUCAUGAUAAAGAUGGAUCAUUCGAUGAUUUAAUUAGGGAAGAUGAUGGUACGAAGUAUCAAAGAGAGAGAUUGUUAAAUCGUGAAAGGCUUUUAAGAGAGGUGUUGGAUAAGCUUGUUAACUUUG